GAGGAAGCCAAGAUGGCAGCCACCAUGAAGGGACCUGUAGCGGUUGAAGACGUGAACGUCACGUUUGAAGACCAGCUGAAGAUCAAUAAAUUCGCCAGGAACACGAGUCGGAUGACGGAGCUAAAAAAGGAAAUCGAAGCAAAGAAAAAAUCGCUGCAGAACUUACAGGAUGCCAGCGAUGACCUCAUGAUGUUGGACGACGACUCUCUAUUGAUCCCUUAUCAAAUUGGCGACGUCUUCGUCAGUCACACCCAGGAAGAAACACAAGAGAUGCUGCAAAGUGCAAAGGAAGCGCUGGAGCAGGAGGUCAGAGGCCUUGAGGAACGAGUGUCAGCGAUACAGCAAACGUUGGGUGAUCUGAAGAUCCAGCUCUAUGCCAAGUUUGGUGACAACAUUAACCUGGAGGCAGAAGAAAGCUGAGCGGUGAAAUGGACAUUGACAGCUGCCCGACUGCCCUCUGGGUCGGAUGGAAUUUACUAAAUGUCUCUUUGACACGUGUGUGCGCUGAGCUCUCUCUUCUUUAACGACUGAAAUGUGAAAGUCUUGACCUUAAUUCAGAGUUUUGUGGUGUUUCCACGUCGAGUCAGGUUGAUUAAAUUCGUCCCAUCUGUUACUGAUCCACGUGGUUUUUUUGUUUUUGAAAAUGAAAACUCUCAGAAACGGAGCUGAGAAAGAUGUUUAGAGGCUUGACAGAUCUCAGACUGAGAGACUGAGACAAACAAGUCUGCUCUUUUGUUAUGAAGCAGAAUUGAAGUCAAACUGAUAAUCUGCUCAGACACGUUGAAGAAAGAUUUCGGUCUGUAUCAAGACACUGAUUUUCAACAGCGGUGGAAGAAGAAUUCAAAUGCUUUACUUAAAAGCACCAAUACCACAAUGUAGAAAUACUCCAUUACAAAUAAGAAAUUCUACUCCCAUAAAAAUGUCUUUAAAGUCUCAACAGUACUUGUUCUGCAGAAAGAAACCACUCUUGAUGUUAUUAUGUAUUAAUAAACUUGUCAAUGUGAA
Messenger RNA from Chelmon rostratus (copperband butterflyfish), 1005 nucleotides. RefSeq names its product prefoldin subunit 4 (gene pfdn4). Lineage: Eukaryota; Metazoa; Chordata; Actinopteri; Chaetodontiformes; Chaetodontidae. The record is from RefSeq and is a predicted model, not a curated record. The transcript is spliced from 4 exons. Gene Ontology annotation, biological process: protein folding. Bases 13 to 420 code for a protein of 135 amino acids. Gene Ontology annotation, cellular component: cytoplasm; prefoldin complex.